Molecule: messenger RNA, 1681 nt
Organism: Aspergillus alliaceus
Lineage: Eukaryota; Fungi; Ascomycota; Eurotiomycetes; Eurotiales; Aspergillaceae
Product: putative alcohol dehydrogenase
Exons: 2
Coding region: 252-1349 (365 amino acids)
Molecular function (GO): oxidoreductase activity
Source: RefSeq, a predicted model, not a curated record
AUUCAAUUGGUGCUAGAACUUAUCAUAUCCAAUUGGCUUUAUUCAUCCUCCAUCCAGAUCAGUUCUAGGAGAUAUUGUAAUCUGACAGCUGGCGGUCUUCGGUUAUCGAUAAACUACUCCCCAAAGCUUAUAUAACUAUAUUCCCCGCACCACUAAUACAGUGUUUAUCAGACACAGUCAAACAAUCAAUCCAACAACAUCUCCCACUCCAUUCACAGAUCCAGUGUGUAGAAGACAAUAAACAGUUCACAAUGUCGAAAGCGAUUUUCCUCUCCCAAAUCGAAGGCAAGCCAGGGCAGGUUUACUAUCCACUCUCCAUCCAGAACCUGCCUAAGCCGACACCGGAGGGUCGCGAACUACUGGUAAAAAUGACCGCGGCGUCAUUGAAUCAUCGCGAUGUCUUUUUGCGCCAGCAUCUUUAUCCCGGAGUGACAUUCGAUGCGCCCAUGGGGGCAGAUGGCGUUGGUGUGGUUGUAGGUACUGGCCCUGCGGUGUCCAACCCGGAGCGAUGGCAGGGGAAGCGGGUCAUCUUGAAUCCAGGAACGGGGUGGAAUGAUUCACCUGAUGGACCGGAAGAUCCGAAGGGAUAUCGGAUCAUGGGUGGUACCAAGCUCUACAACAAGGGGACGAUGCAGGAGUACCUCACCAUCGAUGAGUUCGAGGUGGAAGAGGUCCCCGAGCACUUGUCCGAUGCCGAGGCGGCUGCACUGCCCUUGACAGGGUUGACGGCAUGGAGAGCCUUGGUGGUCAAGGCUGGCGAGAGGAAUUCGGGCAAGGGUGCGGCAGUUUUGCUUACGGGAAUUGGAGGGGGCGUUGCGCUGAUAACGCUCCGCUUUGCCGUGGCUAGGGGCGCAGAUGUCUACGUAACGAGCUCGAGCCAGGAAAAGAUCCAAAAGGCGAUUGAGCUAGGUGCCAAGGGUGGUGUUAGCUACAAGGAAGAAGCCUGGGAGAAGAAGUUACUCGCAAUGCUUCCCUCGGGAAAGAGGGCCUUCGAUGCUAUUAUUGAUGGUGCCGGUGGUGAUUCGGUUGAGAAAGGAGUCAAAUUACUGAAGGCUGGUGGUGUGCUCUCCGUUUAUGGUAUGACUGUAUCUCCCAAGAUGCCCUUUGUGAUGCAAGCCGUCCUGAAGAACAUUGACGUUCGCGGCUCGACAAUGGGUUCUCGCAAGGAAUUCAAAGAGAUGGUCGAGUUUGUCAGAGCAAACCAGAUCCACCCAGUAAUCUCACGUGUUCUGCAGACCGAUCUGGACGAUAUUGCGGGCCUCGACGGACUGUUCCAGGAUAUGAAGGAAGGCAAGCAGUUCGGGAAGUUGGUUAUUGAAUUCGGAAAGUCUUCAGGGAGCAAGCUGUAGGUAUUUAAAGUAAUGAUAGAUACAUUAGCGAAUCUCGUCCAUAUAAUAUGAGAUAUGUACACAGGCUCGGUCGGGAUGGAAUGUGCUCACUGUUCGAUGCUAAACUUGGUGCAUGGUAACUAUCGCCCAUACUUGCACAACGAGCAAUGAAGCACACAGAGCUCAUAGUACUCGGUACCUCCUUGGAUAGGCAGUGCCGCUGGGUUGCGCUUUCCUUGCUUCGGGCCCAUCCCAUCUUUAAGUAUGAAGGCCUCUCUGGAGGUUCCCAGUUUAGAGCACCCUUUUCGGAGAGCUACAUAGUAUAGCGCUAUCAUUAUAUAGCCUGCAACACA